UGACAAAACAUAAGAAUGCCAUUACAAAGGGCUCCAACGAGCCACCGCACGAAGUCUAUUUCUAGAAGCCUAGAACAAUUGCGUGUGGUACAAUAAAUCACGUUAACCUUUGAUGUCUUCCACCACAGGAUGAUUGGUAACAAUGACCUAGCGUAGUAAGCAUCCACCUGCAGUUUUGAAUGCGGCGGAGUCAUUGUGAACCACUCGAUCUGGAAGGACAAUCUGUGGUUCACCAAAGCACAACAUACUCUCUUCGGGAGAUGGUGGACAUGUCGUAUUCAAUGUCAUGUCCACACUUCGUUGUCCCCGAAACCAAACUCCACAAAUGUUUGGAUAUAAAUCCAGGGCAUCCAUGAGCCCGAAACUCAAACUCACCCAUCCCUCACCUCUUCUUCGUCUGUCCUUUCGGCGAGUACACAGAAUACGAAACUCGGCGAACAGAACUGACCAAGUCCCAUAGUCAUCUCCAAAUAUGUCUGCCCCAGUUACGUAUUACAACGUCGAAGUCGUCCAGUUUUGGCAAGGCCAGAAAGAGUACCUUCGGCCUUAUCCCCUUCACUGGGUUAUCUAUAUCCCGACGGGUCCUGGUAUCGGGAACACGUACCACAUCAUAGGAAACACAGAUACCUACACCAUGGAGUUCAGACGCAACCAGCCACACGUAAACCCCAAUGACUGGCGCGGAAGCUUUACUAUUGGAAGAGUGGCAGCCCAUAAGCUGGCUUUGUUCGAGAGUCAUCUCGCAAGCGUGCCGAUCACGCGUCACGAUCCCCGCUGGAACUCCCAGAACUGGGUGUGGGACUGCAUUCGCCACCUCCGCCACCAACGUUUUGAGAUCAGCUGGCAGUUUAGACAAUGCGACCUUCAAACGAAGAUGUGCUGCCUGCUGGAGGAAUGGGAAUUCGGUCGAAUUUAGAGGUCGAAGAUCAUAGAGUUUAGACGCUUGUUUGCAUUCUGCAUUUGUAUCAUUAUUGACAUUAUAGACGACUUUGGCGAUUGCGAGUGACCUUCGUUGUCUUGCUUAAAUUAAAAGGUUUCCUCACCGAUCAAGUUUUGUCGCUCUGACAGACAGCACAAUUGGGAGACGCUAGGCAUUUAGCAUACCGCAUGGGAUGAAAAAGGCGAUAGUGUACUGGAGUUGAGCGCGACCAGUAGCCUCAGUAGUUCAGGAAUUAAAUCUAAAGUAUAAGUCAAAAGAAAGGACUCGGAGCACA
Suillus plorans is the source of this 1214-nucleotide messenger RNA. RefSeq lists its product as uncharacterized. The record is from RefSeq and is a predicted model, not a curated record. The transcript is spliced from 2 exons. Lineage: Eukaryota; Fungi; Basidiomycota; Agaricomycetes; Boletales; Suillaceae. Bases 473 to 916 code for a protein of 147 amino acids.